GUGCUUAUGUUCCUGAAGGGCUGUUGACAUCUUGCACCUGGGAUUACAUGACCUUCACACCCUCCGUGCGAGCUUACACCAUGCUUCUUUUCACCUUUGUCUUCUUCAUUCCACUUAUUGUCAUCAUCUUCUGCUAUGUUUUUAUCUUCCGUUCCAUUCGUAGCACUAAUGAAGCGGUGGGCAAAAUGAAUGGAGAUAACAAGAGAGACUCAAUUAAAAGAUUCCAAAGGAUGAAAAAUGAAUGGAAGAUGGCAAAAAUAGCUCUUAUUGUUAUUCUCAUGUAUGUUAUCUCUUGGUCUCCAUAUUCAACUGUGGCACUGACAGCCUUUGCUGGGUAUGCUGAUAUACUCACACCGUAUAUGAAUUCAGUACCUGCAUUGAUAGCCAAAGCUUCAGCCAUUCACAAUCCCAUCAUCUACGCCAUCACACACCCAAAAUACAGGCUGGCCAUAGCAAAAUAUAUUCCAUGUCUUCGCGUGCUGUUGUGCAUUCCCAAGCGUGAUCUCCACUCAUUCCACAGUAGCUUAAUAUCCACACGCCGUUCCACUGUCACAAGCCAGUCCUCUGAUCUGUCCGGACCUUUUGGCAGAACCAGCACCGGCAAGUCCCGGCUCUCCUCUGCCUCCGACAGUGAAUCU
Molecule: messenger RNA, 638 nt
Organism: Xyrauchen texanus (razorback sucker)
Lineage: Eukaryota; Metazoa; Chordata; Actinopteri; Cypriniformes; Catostomidae
Product: melanopsin-A
Exons: 4
Biological process (GO): G protein-coupled receptor signaling pathway
Cellular component (GO): membrane
Molecular function (GO): G protein-coupled receptor activity
Source: RefSeq, a predicted model, not a curated record